Messenger RNA from Priceomyces carsonii, 2301 nucleotides. It is a transcript of the gene DOA1, whose product is annotated as Doa1p. Gene Ontology annotation, molecular function: ubiquitin binding. The transcript has a single exon. The record is from RefSeq and is a predicted model, not a curated record. Gene Ontology annotation, biological process: ubiquitin recycling; proteasome-mediated ubiquitin-dependent protein catabolic process. Bases 1 to 2301 code for a protein of 766 amino acids. Gene Ontology annotation, cellular component: cytoplasm; nucleus. NCBI's taxonomy places the organism in Eukaryota, Fungi, Ascomycota, Pichiomycetes, Serinales, Debaryomycetaceae.
AUGUCCAAAUUUCAGCUCAGUGGUACUUUAAUUGGCCAUGAACAGGACGUUAGAGACGUUGUAUCACCGUUUGAUGGUACAAUCAUAUCUUGUCUGAGAGAUGGAACUGUUCGAAUGUGGAGCAUACCAGACAGUGAUGGAGGAUGGGGUCAUGGAUCCCACUUAGAAGGAUCGAUUAUAUUUAAUUCCCCAAGUGGAUCGUUUAUGAACUGUGUUGCUUUUGUUGACAAUGAAUCUGAUCCAUCUGUUGCAAGUGCUGGGAAAGAUUGUAUCAUAUACUUGUCAGAUCCUUAUCCCUCAGAGAGGACAGCAGGAGAUGAGGAUUUGGGCAAAUAUCAAUUAAUUGGACAUGCUUCGAAUGUCUGUUCAUUGUUUUAUAGCCAUGGUGCUUUGAUUUCGGGGUCUUGGGAUACUACAGCUAAAGUAUGGGAUUUGAGUACUUGCUCUGUCAAGUAUGACUUGAAGGGCCAUCAAGCUUCGGUCUGGGAUGCCAAGAUCAUAGGAGAAUCAAGUUUUUUGACAUGCUCUGCCGACAGGACUAUAAAGAAGUGGGUAGGAAAUAAAGAGGUGGCAUCAUUCACUGGCCAUUCUGAUGUCGUAAGGAAGUUGUUAAUUUUGCCAGGUAAUAAACAGUUUGCAUCAUGCUCUAAUGACUGUACGAUUAAAAUAUGGGACUUAGAGACUGGAGCAGUAUUGAAAACUUUGGAAGGUCAUGAAUCGUUUGUUUAUGAUCUUAAAGUGUUGCCUAACGGUGAUUUAGUUUCCUCUGGCGAAGAUAGAACUGUUCGUGUGUGGAGAGACGGAGUUGCAAUACAGGUAAUUCGACUUCCUUGCAUUUCAUUAUGGUGCUUGAGUGUGUGUCCCAAUGGAGACUUUGUUGUGGGGGGAUCUGAUAAUUACCUUAGAGUAUUUACGAGGUCGCCCACUAGAGUGGCAUCGAAUGAAGAAGUAGCACAGUUGAAAAAGGACGUUGAGCAGUCUAGCAUUGCCGAGCAGUCCGUCGAUAAUCUCAAGAAGACAGAUAUUCCUGGUUAUGAAGCUUUAGAGAAUCCAGGUAAACAGGAAGGAUCGACACUAAUGGUGAAGAAUGCUAGUGGUACCAUUGAAGCACAUCAAUGGUCUGGAGGAGAAUGGAUAAAAAUUGGAGACGUUGUUGGAUCUUCCACGGACACCGGGAGUAAGAAGCAUUUCAACGGAAAAGAGUGGGAUUAUCUAUUUGAUGUAGAUAUUGAAGACGGUGCACCACCGUUGAAACUCCCGUAUAAUGCUAAUGAAAAUGCAUAUACUGCCGCCCAAAGAUUUUUAGCGGAUAAUGAAUUACCUGAAUCAUAUAACGAUGAAGUUGUGAGGUUCAUAAUGCAAAAUACAAGCGGCUUUCUGUUGGGGGAAGGGCCAAUCGACAAUCCUUACGCAGAUAGUACUACUUCUAAGAAGACUGCGACAAGCUCAACAUCUUUGAAGGUUUUGCCAAUAAAGCAGUACAUUAACUUCAAAGAUUACAAAGUAGAGCAAUUGGUCAAAGGUUUAAAUAAAUUAAACGGAGAACAGACCGAGACUGCUAGAUUUAAUGAUUCAGAGCUAUCCAGCAUUGCUUCCGAAUUGACAACAUUAACCUCGAAGCAAUCUUUAAGAAUAAUCACCCAAACAUGUGUCAAGAUUUUGGAAGAAUGGAGUGAAUCCAGCCACUUGCUCGCGUAUGAUUUAUUGAGAGUGAGUGUUCCGAGAGUAACUGCAGUUGAUUUAUUGAGCUCUACAGAAGUAGCAGAAGUGAUAUUGAAAUCAAUUCAAUCGGGCCUCAAGAUUGUUAAUCCCUCUACGAUUCCAAUUUUCAUGAUGUUAUUGAAGAUGCUCAACAACUUGGUUGGAAACACGCUCUUCAUACAGUUGUUUAUCGACCCUACAGAUGAAGGAAAGUACCAAUUCAAUAGUAUUUUUCAAGAUUUGUUACUGCAAAUCGAAAAAAUAUUAAACAGCCUUUCUUCAGAAAAGACUAAUAAACACUACUCUACAAUGACUACCACUUUAUCAACGUUCAUUUACAAUUUGUCAGUUUAUUAUUUGCAAACAUCAUUAUUAAAUUCGAGCAACAAUUCAGUUAUCCCCAUCACGCAAUUCGCUUCUGAUAUUGGUGAUGUUCUAAUCAAAUCUUGUCCCGAAGCUGCCUAUAGACUACUCAUUGCAUUUGGUAACUUCAAAUAUAGCAAAGUUCCUGAAACCAAACCUGCCUGGAUCUCUACUGCUAAGAGCCUUUACAAUGAAAAACGGUUCACUGACCUAUUCAGCGAUAUAGACCAUUUAUAG